Messenger RNA from Aedes albopictus (Asian tiger mosquito), 6414 nucleotides. RefSeq names its product myotubularin-related protein 4. Gene Ontology annotation, cellular component: cytoplasm; membrane. Gene Ontology annotation, biological process: phosphatidylinositol dephosphorylation; regulation of autophagy. Gene Ontology annotation, molecular function: phosphatidylinositol-3-phosphate phosphatase activity; phosphatidylinositol-3,5-bisphosphate 3-phosphatase activity; metal ion binding. The coding region runs from base 1215 to 5894 and encodes 1559 amino acids. The record is from RefSeq and is a predicted model, not a curated record. The transcript is spliced from 15 exons. Lineage: Eukaryota; Metazoa; Arthropoda; Insecta; Diptera; Culicidae.
CGCAUCACUGUGUUCGUUCGUUCGUAGUUGGCUGGUUGAUUGAACGAAAGAGGAUUAUUUUUCGCUGGAUCGCAAGUCGGGUUCGUCGCGUUCCGUUUUCAAUGGUGAAGAAAAUUGUAAAUUAAACGUGAAAAACCGUGUUUUUCGUGAUCUAAUCGUGCGGAAAAGUGUUCGUCCGAGUGUAAAGUGUAAUUUGGUGGUGUUUUCCGGAUGGAGUGGAUGUGCUAAUUAGUGCAGAAGCAGCAGUGUCAUCUCGGGUUGUUGUUGUUCUACGUGUGCUUUAUGUGUGUCUACUAGAGAGGCGAGAAGAAAGUAACCGCGCGCAGUGUGAGAAACAAAAGGGAAAAACCGAAAUGGUGUUACACAAUCCCAUCAGGAGCAGCAUCCUUUUUGUGGUGAAGUUUUUCCAAUCGUUGUGGAUUUCUGUGGUCUGAUGAAAGUAAACCAACCAAUCAUGAAGAGAAUCAAAUAAAGACUAUAAUCGAAAACGUCGCCACGAUAUCGUCAUCCGUCAUAUCUAAGGGGAAUCAAUACAGAAGAGAAAAAAACUCAUCUCCCAAAAGAAACAUCCCCUCAAACCAAAGUGUGGCAGUGAGUCAGUCAUUCCGAGUAUCGAUUUUGGCCAGCCGCCGGCGCCGUCGUCGAGAAGAAAGCCAGCCAGUCGCAGUGUUGGUGUGCUGUGUUGUGUUGGGGUGGUAAAAGGUCCCCCGAAAAUCCCGUGUCGCACCCAGAAGGGUGGUAGAAUACACGAAAGGCUCUUGAGAGUCGUUUUUUUUUCGGGGGUAGUGUGGCUCCCGUCUCAGUCUGGCGUAAUUCGAAACGACGGAUAACACAAAACGGUGUGUCUUCGCUGGGAGAGUCGAGGGCUUGCGUGGUUUGCGUGGUAGCCGAAAAAGGAAGGGAAGGAGGAUAAAAUACGAAGGAUACUGGGGCUUACCGUCGUGGGUACACGUGAUUUGUGUGAAAUUAGGUGAAACCGGACCAGGGAGUAGCUGGGGACUAAGUGUCACGCCAUCGACCGUAUCCUGUGGCUCCGUUUCGAUGCUUGAGUGUUUGGGAAAUAUGGGCUGGUUUCGUUGAUUGCCGAGAGUUUUCGUUGCCCAUUAUAGUGUUUGUUUAGUGAUAUAAUAGAAAGAAAUUGCUGAAAAGCCGCCGUCUACGGCGACAUUACUUGGAUCAGUAACUGCGGACGAAAAACGGAUAUACUAGAGAACAUGGAAGGCUCAGGCGAUGGAUCACCUCAUUCGUCGAUGUGUGUGGUGAAGGCGGCUGAGCUUUUCCCCAAACCAGUUCUCGAAAAGGAGGAGGAGAAACUCACCGUCCGGUUCAACGAAUUACCUGGUGAGUCCGUCAAAUAUCUCGGUCAGACCGAUGACGGCAUUCUAGCACUGUCCAACUAUCGACUGUUCUUGCUGAAGAACUCCACCGGCGCGGAAACAUCUGUACCUUUAGGACUGAUCGAGUUCACCAGUAUCAAAGAACUAUUUAUACUAAUAGUGCACUGUAAAGACGCUAGUACAGUAAAAUGCUCAUUUACCACGGCGGAGCAAUGUUCCGAGUGGCAACGGCGGAUAUCUCUGUCAAUCGGUGUUCCGGAAACACUCGAGUCACUAUUUGCCUUUCCAUUCCACGCGUGGGCAUCGGAACUGCCAACGCUUAACCAGGAUAAUGAAUGGUACGGCCGGUUACAGCGGGUUGGCAAUUAUGACGACGAUUUCCGGAAGGAGGCCGAACGCUUGCAGUUCGACCUAGAGGGAGCUUGGCGGAUAAGCCACGUCAACGCAGAGUUCAAACUGUGCCCUUCGUAUCCAGAAAUGAUGCUCGUGCCGGCGUGCAUAUCCGAUGAUACCUUGCAGAAUGUGGCGACCUUCCGAAGCUCCAGGCGUAUUCCGGCCGUGGUUUGGAGGCACGAGCGCACUGGAGCAGUUAUUGCACGCUGUAGUCAACCGGAAGUUGGGUGGCUCGGUUGGAGAAACUCUAAAGAUGAACAGCUGCUGAAAGCUCUCUCAGACGCAUGUGCGUUCGAUCGCGGCACCCAACAGUCGAGAAAUCGUCUCAAUUCGACAGCAUCAAACGAAAGCAAUCCUCCAAGUCCGGAAGGUAGCCACGAAGAGGUGGAGAUGGAGGAACCGAAGAAAAUACUGAUCGUUGAUGCGCGAUCGUACGCCUCAGCAGUUACAAAUCGAGCACGCGGGGGAGGCUGCGAAUGUCCCGAGUAUUACCCAAGCGCCGAGAUCCAAUUUAUGAGCCUUGGUAAUAUCCAUGCUAUUAGGAAAAGUUUCCAUCAGCUGCGAACACUUUGUUCGUCGCAGCCCGAUGUACCAAAUUGGUUGAGUGUGUUGGAGCGUAGCUUGUGGCUUCAGCAUAUGUCCGGGCUUUUGGCGGCGUCUAUGGUCGUGUGUCAUGCGAUAGAACGUAACGGACGUCCAGUAUUGGUGCAUUGUUCCGAUGGUUGGGAUCGUACGCCACAGAUUGUAGCCACAGCGCAACUUUGUCUUGAUCCCUACUAUCGCACGAUCGAAGGUUUCCGGGUGUUGGUCGAACGGGAAUGGCUCAGCUUCGGACACAAGUUCUCCGAUCGCUGUGGACAUGGUCCCGGGUCGGAUGAAUUGAACGAACGUUGCCCGGUUUUCUUACAAUGGUUAGACUGUGUCCAUCAAAUCCAUCGACAAUUUCCAUGUAGCUUUGAAUUCGAUAUGGGUUACCUGAUUAAAUUGGCACAGCACUCACAGUCAUGCCUGUUCGGUACGUUCCUCUGCAAUACGGUAAAGGAACGCCUGGAGAAUAGCGUGCCGGAUCGUACCUUCUCGGUGUGGCCUUUCCUGUCGGGACCGAUGUACAAGAAUCACCUAUACGUGCCGAAUAGGGAACGGGUAUUGUGGCCUGCACAUAACGUAAGAGAUUUGAGACUAUGGACUGAAGUUUACCUAGGAAGCUGGGGAGGUAAUCAAGGCUCGGCCGACUAUCCAGGCAACGGCGACGGUGUGGCAGGGCAAGAACUGAACGGUUCAAUGACUAAAACUCGCUCAUACGGAGAUCUUAUGACUGGGGUGAACUCUGGAGGUUUGACCAGGAGGUCAAGCGAUCCAAACAUGACUGUCGAUUCCAGCAUGCUUGGUACUCUAAACCUCUCUCAGGAGAAUUCCAUCGAUUCCAACAUGUCCUCGGAUCGGGAAGUGUCACCGGAUCUUAUCAACCAUCAUACAAGCUCGCUGGCCAUCAUUCAGCAUACUACUCAAAAGCUACAAAGUCUUACUCAGGAGCUUAACCAGUCCGACGAGGAACCGGAGGGCAUCAGCAAAAACACGAAGCGCGCAGUGACUCCGGUGACAACGACUGUCAACAGCGUUACCACGUCUAGUCUUUUUAGUAAUGAAAAUAGUGAUAGUUAUAACUUCAAACCAAUUGUUCCUGAACAGCCAACCGUGGCCAUAGCUCCGACGUCGAGUACUCCGCCACCCCAGCAGAGGCAUCAUCUGCUGGACGAGAUCGACGAAAAUACUUCACGGAUCGUCAAGAUCGAGAGCUACCUGGAGCCAACGGACGUUGUGGACGGGAAGCGAGCUGGUCUGAGGAUCGCCCGGCCCAUUCCUGCCUGCGAGGUGAACGGGCUGGCUUCGGCCGACAUGAUGGAGAGUGUAGACUUGAGCGGAAAAUCCCCGUCACCACCCCCGCCACCGGUGGCAACAGCCUCGCCUCAGCAUGCCGUCGGGGGAGGCAACCUGUGGCACGGUUCGAUCGAAACCAGCACGGACACGUUGGUUCCGCUGGAUCAGUACUCAUCGCCGAAAAGGAUAAUCCAGCUGAGCGAAAGCAGCGGCGAGGACGACGGACCGGCCCGGAUCGUCAAGGACGACAUCGACGAAGACGAUGACGAUGACGGUAACGAUGACGACGACGACCAGGACGUGGACAAUGACGGUGGUCACAAUCGAGAAAAUAGUAUUAGUUUAGACCUAGGAAGUAGCGGUAGACAUGACGAACCCCACGAAGACUUUGCGACUAGUACUACUUCGUCGAUUACUACUCAGACUGGUGAUAGCAACGGAUGUGAUCUAUUUAGUGAUAGUAUGGAUAAAGAUAGGAAAACUUACAAUCAAGGAAGUGAAAUUAAUCAAAACUCCACACCAAAAGAGCAAACCGACUGCAGCAGCAGCAGUCGGUUGAAACACGUUGCGACAGAUUUGCAUCAAGUAUCGUCCCAACCAACAGCCCCACUGAAUGGGUCCGUCGUCACCAGUUACAACGGUAAACCGAAGAGCUCGAACCCGAUGGACGAGAGUAUCGUCAUCCAGCCACAGUUCCAGCAAAUGGAAAUCAACGGCAAAUCAUCCUCUAGUGAAAACGGCACCCAGCAUCAAUCAUCACAAACCAUCCCUCAGCCGUCGCAUUCACAGCAGCAUCAGCCCCAGCACACAACUUCUCACCAUCAACCGCAAAACCAGCGACGAAGACGUAACUCGUCAAACUCGAAAACCGACAUGAGCCCCAACAAGCCUACCAACGGAAGUAUAUCCCCAAGUGCCACAAACUCUCGCUUCUCGACGCCGGGUGCCCGCUCACUGCCACUGACCCCACCGAGCGUGCCAUUUUCGAUCCAAACUCCACCGGCGGCCGCCCUAUCCUGCCCGGACGGGCUAGCUCAUGCUCUAUCGGAGCAGAACCUCCGGCUGCAGCAGAUCGUCUACGAGAACAGGCUACGAGAGGAGGCACUGCAACGUGAGCUGUACGUCACUCGGUUAGCCUUGUUGCAGAAAACUUGCCAGAAUUGCAACAACCAACAGUUCGGUAACGAUGAUCCGGUGCACGACUACUGCGAUAUCUCUUGUGAUGAAACUCGGGUAGAACCGACAACGAUGGUGGACCCUUCUUCCAUCGAAGUAGGCAACGAAAACACAGACAAAUUCGAAGAACACGUAGUGGAGAUAGUACAGGACAUUGCCUACUACGAUGGCAAUAGUACCGAUCCGAACCUGACGAAUACAAUGCUAACGAUAGCCGCCGCGAACGAAGAAAUGGAUCUCUAUUUCCAAGACAAUGAAAACGACCUAGACGACGACGCCAUGGAUCAGGGAGAGCAGGGGAUUCGUCAGUACUGGGAACGUUACCGGGAACGGUCGGGCCAUACUCGGAAUGUGUGUUCCACUGUUCGCCGGUUGCUCAAACGGCUUCGCGACAAACGCGGUGGUAUUGAUGAUGAUUAUGACGAUUCUGAGUCGUUGGCCUCCUUGGUCGAUUCCAUGAACGAAAAUGCCUCUAACUGCUCGUGGGAAGCGGUAGAUGAGCGCAGUGCUCCAUCGUCCGGAGCCAAUUCGUCGCAGCAAAUAACCAGCAGCGUCCUGUGGGUACCGGAUCACGCCGUAUCGCGGUGCACCACGUGUCAGACGGAGUUUUGGCUUGGCCGACGGAAGCACCAUUGCCGGUCGUGUGGCCAAAUUUUCUGCGCUGACUGUUCCGAAUACUGGGCACCUCUGUCCGACGGAAAGCUUUUCCAAACGGUUCGCUUGUGUGGGCCCUGCUAUCAGAACGUAUGCGGCAAGAUGGCUAGUAGCCAUCAACCGUCAACGAGCGGUAGCGUAAUUGUCACUACUACCAAUAGCAGUUGCACCACCAGCAACAACUAUAACAGCAAUAGCAUGAAUGGAAGCAUCCUGGUAGCUGCCAAACAGCACAACUUAUCAUCUUCAGCAUGUGUAAAUCAACUAACCAACAGCAGUAACAAUGUGGCGCUUGCCUUGAUGACAACUGUCAACACUGCAGUGGUAGGCGGCAUGCCCAACACUUUGGAGAACUGCAAACACGUUGUCUCUGCGAUGACUAAUACAUCAUGUAGUGCGAGUGCCCACAGUGGCAAUGAUCGUGAUACUUGUAAGGCUACUACUGCUACAAACUAGAUGCACGUCCUGAAGAGAAAACCCUCUGUCACGUUUCGCAUGUAAGUCCCUUUGUUUUAAUUUGCUUCUACCUACCUACUUUAUUUAUGUCUUAUUCUGUAUCUUUUUGUUGUAAAGUUUUUUUUUAACAUUGUACAUUGUUUAUUUCAAUUUUAUUUAUUACUUCUUCCUCACUAUUUGAGGAGCACGCUGCAAAUGUUGAUAAAUGUCUCACAAACCGCGAAGAAAGGCAAACCGUACUGAAAAGUUAAAUUUUCUUUGAGAGAUGAAGCUUUUUCAAACAGAUGAGUAAAGUAUAUAUAUGCAACAUAUAAUGUUACAAAAAAAUGGUGAAAUAUUGAUAUAAAUAUAAAUUAAUAAAAAAAAUCAAUGCGAAACGCGCCGUAUAACAAGCAUACAUAAACAAAGAAGCAUAGCAAGCAACCUAUUAGGACAGAGUCUGUGAACAUCAUGAGCCGUAUACAAACAUACAAAAAUAUUAAUAGAAAUAUUAAAUCAAUGAGUGAUUGCUAAAGUGUAA